Molecule: messenger RNA, 2457 nt
Organism: Rotaria sp. Silwood2
Lineage: Eukaryota; Metazoa; Rotifera; Eurotatoria; Philodinida; Philodinidae
Source: the annotation of a GenBank genome assembly
AUGAAAACAGGUAGUCAGAGAUUCCGUUGGAAUCUUUUGUUUAAUUUUCUUGUUUGGUUGAUUAUGCCACUUCCACUUUGGAUACAUUUUGUGUCUAAUAAUCUUGCCUAUUAUUUAUUACCAUGCAUUCAAGGUGUAUUCGUUUUCAUGUGGACCGUUAUUGCAAUAUUGGCUAUGAAGAAUUCUUUAAUUUUGUAUCUGAGUAGCUCUCGUAAUUUCGCUAAAGAGUAUACUGGUCAUGAGAAGAUACCUAUUCGUCAUAUUGUGGCUAUUAGUUGUUACAAAGAACCCGUGGAUUUGAUUGCAAGAAGUAUUCAAACGUUGGCAGAUCAAACUGAAGUGCAUCGAAUAACGAUGGUUAUCUCAUUUGAACAGCGAACGCCAGAUAAAGAAAAGAAAUGUCAAUUUCUACAAGAACAAUUUCAAAAUUGUGGCUUCGAACGGAUGAUAUUCACAAUUCAUCCAUAUGGUUUGCCUAAUGAAAUACCUGCAAAAUGUUCUAAUUCAAAUUAUGGUCUUCGUAUGGCCGUCAAAGAAAUGAACAUUGCUGAUGACGAAAUGGACAAUAUUCUGGUGACAACUUGUGAUGCAGAUUCUAAAUUUCUACCUCAAUAUAUUGCUGCAUUAACUAGCAAGUAUCUGAAAGAGAAUCGGCCAGCACUAAGCACAAUCUACCAGUCACCUUUGUUUUAUAACUGGAAAUUAGAUGGUCUAUCGUUUGUUACUCGUGUAACGGGGUUGUUACGAAGUUUUCUCAUGUUAGGUGCACUUAUCCCAUUCAAUAUUAACACCAUGAGCAUUUUCUCAUUUCCAUUAAGUCUGACAAAAAAAGGAGAUUUCAUUCAUCCUGGCUAUCAAAUGGAUGAUAUUAUUUGCCUCAUCCGAUGGAUGGGUGUGACACAACAACGAUUGCGAAUAUCUAUAAUACCUGUGCCAGUAUUGAGUGGACCUACAUCUGGAGAAACAAUAGAAAAAGAAAUUAUAAAAUGGGCAAGACAAGCACGUCGUUGGACAAUUGAAGCAGCCGAAGUGUUUCAUUAUUUUGUCAUCAAAGCAAGACGAAUGCCAAGAAUAGCGGCAUGCUCUUGGGGUAUUGCUUUUAUUAUUUAUUAUGGUGUUUUAUUAUGUACUGGCUGUUUGUUUGGUCUAACAACAACUUUGUCGAUGACUUUCCUUAUCAAAAAUGUUCCACCAGUUAUCUCAUAUGUCAUGUAUGGUCUAUUGGCUUUACAAAUGUUAACAUUUUCAGUUGCAUUCCUCAUUGAUGCAUUCAUUCCCAAACUCAUGCAUGUUGAUGAAUGCAUUUUUAUUCCACGAAAUUUAUUUCAUUACAUAACAACACCAUUCGUCCUCUUAGGCUAUUCAUUUGCCGAAUUUUAUGCAUUACAUGAAGUCGUCAUUUUUGGCAAGAAAGUAUGCAAACAUGGACUCUCUGUAUUAAGUUUUGGUAGUGGUAUACGUAAUUUUGUUAAUUAUUUGACGGCUGCUAAACGGCUUCAAACAUUUCUUUUACUGGAUGAGUCUGAAAGAGAUCGUCGAUUAUUAUCUAUAUCAGAUAAAUUGGAAACUGAUGAACAUUUAUUAACAAAUAAAAUGGCUAUUGAAAAGAAAAACAUAGUUCAAACAUCGCUAAAGAAAUUUACCAAAGUUGAAUGUAACUUGAAAUUAGCUGGAUGGGAACAAAAUGGAUUAUUUUUAUUAAAAAAUAUUGUAUUCACUGUUUAUCCAGGUGAUUUGAUUUGUAUUAUUGGACCUAUUGGAUCUGGCAAAAGUUCUCUAUUGCAAACUUUAACUGGUGAAAUACCUUUUUUUGAUGGUCAAGUUCGACUUCAUGGUUCAUUCUGUUAUGUACCACAAGAACCUUGGAUCUUCUCAUCGACCGUAAAAAAGAAUAUUCUUUUCGGUAAAGAUUAUGAUCCUCAAUUAUUUCGACGUGUUGUUGACGCAACUGCACUCGAAGCAGGUGAAAUGAUACAAACAGGAACAUACGAUGAAUUACUUGCAAGGUCAUCGUCAUUUAGUCGUUUAUUAGAAGAUAUUCAUCAACAAGAAAAAGAACAAAUUGAACGUCCGAUGAAUAUUCCACAAAGACAAUCAUCUAGACAUUUAACAUUGAUAGAGAAUGAACACGAAGAUGACUUGUUAAUAGAUUCAGAGAAUUUUGAAACGACAGAAAAAGGUUCAGUAAAAUGGGAUGUAUAUAUUACAUAUUUACAAGAAGGUGUUGGUGUUCUUUUUGGUAUUUUUAUUUUAAUAUUUAUAUUUGGCUUUCAUCAAGCAACAUCUAUUGUCUACAGUUGGUGGUUAGCAAAAUGGAGUGAUGAUGAAAGUCAGCGACAUGGACAUCAAAGCAAUUGUACAAAAAUCAUAAAUCAAAAGAUUAAUAUGAUACGUUCGAUGAAUGACACUGAAUGGAAUGAAUAUCGAAAUGGCCGUUUCUACUUUUAUUGUGGUUAG